Molecule: messenger RNA, 940 nt
Organism: Phaethon lepturus (White-tailed tropicbird)
Lineage: Eukaryota; Metazoa; Chordata; Aves; Phaethontiformes; Phaethontidae
Gene: NSG1
Product: neuron-specific protein family member 1
Exons: 2
Biological process (GO): endosomal transport; G protein-coupled dopamine receptor signaling pathway; clathrin coat assembly
Cellular component (GO): membrane; endosome
Molecular function (GO): clathrin light chain binding
Source: RefSeq, a predicted model, not a curated record
GUAACUGUGCUGGUCCUUUUUGCCCUUGCGUUCUUAACGUGUGUUGUAUUUCUGGUAGUCUACAAGGUUUACAAGUAUGAUCAUACCUGUCCAGAAGGAUUUGUUUUCAAGAAUAAUCAAUGCAUUCCAGCUGGGUUGGAAAACUACUACUCUGAACAAGAUUCCAGUGCUCGAGGGAAAUUUUACACAGUCAUAAACCACUACAAUCUGGCCAAACAAACCAUCACGCGCUCAGUGUCCCCGUGGAUGACAGUACUGUCGGAAGAGAAACUAUCUGAACAGGAGACUGAAGCUGCUGAGAAAUCAGCUUAGUAUGAUAAGCUCAUUAUUAACACUAUGUCAUUUGAAGGUAACUAAGGGACUUUAAGGAACUUUUCAUUAAAUAUAAUUACGGAUAAUUUAGAGGUUACUCAUGUUUAUGGUGCAAUUGCUUCUGUUUGCUGAUACUGCUUUGCAAAAAACAAAACAACCAAACAAAAAGUUGCUGCAGAACAUUCAUAGGCAUAAACCAAGGUGCAUAUCAGCAUUGCUUUAGAGCUUUGACACCAUUUUCAAUGUUUAAAAAACAAACCCCAAUAUUAGAUAUGUUCUUGCAGUUUAUUGGAUACUGACAGAUUUCUUCACUGGUUUUUCAGGGCUUGGACCUUAGAUAGAUAAAUCAUGUGUUCUGUUGUCUGAACUGAUACUUUAUGUAUUACUUUUUCUGUUCGUUCUUUGACAUUUUGCAAACUGAAACACCCUAGCCCAUAACUAGAGUGAUCUCUUGUUUAGCUGAAAGCUAUAUUUAAUAUUUUGUUUUGGCUCAAGCAAGAAUGAUAGCAUUGAAGUCAAGGGCAUAAUGUAAUGACUUGUAUGGAGAAAGAAACUGUCAGGUAGCAUUUUUCUUACACUUUCUUUACUGUUGAUUAUUUGUAAGUGAUAAUGAAGUUCUCUGCAACAA